Anopheles cruzii is the source of this 1771-nucleotide messenger RNA. Its product is annotated as transcription factor grauzone-like. Lineage: Eukaryota; Metazoa; Arthropoda; Insecta; Diptera; Culicidae. Gene Ontology annotation, biological process: regulation of transcription by RNA polymerase II. The record is from RefSeq and is a predicted model, not a curated record. Bases 78 to 1706 code for a protein of 542 amino acids. Gene Ontology annotation, molecular function: zinc ion binding; chromatin insulator sequence binding. Gene Ontology annotation, cellular component: nucleus; chromosome. The transcript is spliced from 4 exons.
GUCGGUUUCUCAUUUAUACACCAUUUUUGUUGGGAAAACGAACGCUAAAUGGUAGGUUGAACUCCAUUAAAUGCAAUAUGGAAGUAUGUUGCAGAUUGUGCCUGUACACUACCGGCGAGAUGAUACACAUCUUCGACGAACGGGCGUGCGAGGCGAAAGUUUGUGAGAAGCUGCAAGUCCAUUUGAGUCUGAGUGUGAAAAAAGAAAGUUCUCUGCCGAAACAUAUUUGCCUCAAAUGCUGGCAGAGAGUGGAGGCCUUCGAAGAGUUCUACCGAGAGGUGGCCGAUAAUCAGGUUAUACUUGCUUUCAACGCCCAGCCGGACACGAUCGUUUAUCAAGAGCCCUCCACAAAGCCAGCCUACAUCGCCGAGGAAAUAACGUACGCCACUGUGGCAGUAGAGCCGAUCGCUUCGCCGGUAUCCGAAAAUGGUCCACCAUCUUAUGAUGAAGUUCAGCAGUCUAAGGUGGCGCACCGAAUAACAAUUCAGACCGUGCAAGAGGCGAAUGAAGGAGCUGAAGAACCAUGCUACGUAGAAGUGCAGAUCGAAGAAGCCGAUAAUAGACUCGAAGAAGAACCGGCUACCGAGGACGGCAGCGAUCGAGCAAGUGAUUUCAGUGAUCACGACGUGGAUACUGUGGACAUUGACGAAGAGUCAGCGGACAAUACGAUCAUCAUACCCAAAUUGCUGCAGGAUGGAAAGUUUGUUGUUCGUGGCGAACAGCUGCGCAAGUAUAUGGAGAAGUUUUAUGAUCUGGAAUGUGACAUUUGCAACCAUGGCGAGUGGCAAACGAUAGAAGAGCUUUUCGACCACUAUCGGACGGUGCACAAUACCGCUGGAUAUGUGGAGUGCUGCGGCCGUAAGAUGAGACGACUGAAAGUGAUGGCAACACACAUGGCUACCCAUGUACAGCCGGAAGCAUUCGAGUGCCCGAUUUGUAGAAAAAUUAUGACCUCUCAGCAGACGCUUCGCUUGCACAUUAAAAAUCACUUACCGGAAGAGAAGCGACCUCUUCAGUGCAGUCAGUGUCCUCGCCGCUUCAGCUACUCGAGCGUUCUGGCCGCUCACCAAGCAUCGCACCAGAGCAAAGAGCAAAGCACGCUCAUUGUGUGCGCCAUUUGCGAUCGCUCGUAUCGUUCAACUAAAGGCCUGCAAGAGCACAUGGCUGCGGUGCACUCCGAGCAGCAGCCGGACGGUAGUGGACCGGCGGUGUGCCACAUCUGCGCGAAGCAGUUUAGUAAUCGCUGUAACUUGGCGUACCAUAUGACCACGCAUCAGCCACCGUUGCAUCAGGUGCAGUGUGAGGAGUGUGGCAAGUGGCUUAAAAACAAAAUCUGUUUGCGCAAACACAUGAUACAACACUCACAGAUCAGGCAUCAAUGCGAGCAGUGCGAUUACUCUGCCGUCAACGUACAGUGUCUCCAGAACCACAUCCGGGUGAAGCAUUCGAACAAACGUCCGUAUGUCUGCGGCGAAUGUGGCAAAGCGUUCAAGCUCAAAACUAAUCUCCAGAACCAUCUGGUGCAGCACACAGGCGUGCAUAAGUACGCGUGCGAGUUUUGCUCGCGAAAGUUCGCCUCGAGCGGCAACUAUUACGUCCACCGGAAGCGGAUGCACUCGGAAGAGUUGGCACGGCAUAAGAAGCAAAAGGAAGAGGAGGAACGGGAGUUUCGCGAACGAACGAUUUUGGCAAAGACAAAAAACUGAUGGAAAGGACAGCAGUCUGUCUUAAUUGUUGCGCCUCCGUCAUCAUAGUCGAUUCGGCAGGGCGU